AACUACUAUUAAUGCUAGGCGCUUGUGGCGGAGGCUGAGGAUAGCUACUUCUGCUUUGUCCCGGCUUCGGAAGCAGAAAGCACCCUACAGGUUGGGCCUAGUAGUUGAGGGUUCAGGGAUAGGUAUAGCUGUCUCUCCUGGAUGCCAAGAUUUGAGACCCAGAAGUCUCCCAUGGCUCCUUAUCACAUCCGCCAGUACCAAGACAGCGACCACAAAAGUGUCGUGGAUGUGUUCACCAAGGGCAUGGAAGAACACAUCCCCUCCACCUUCCGCCACAUGCUUAUGCUGCCCCGAACCCUCCUACUCUUACUUGGGGUGCCCCUUGCCCUGGUCCUGGUGUCUGGCUCCUGGCUGCUGGCUGUUGUAUGCAUCUUCUUUCUGCUCCUACUCCUGCGGUUCCUUGCUGGACAGCCCUGGAAGGAGUAUGUGGCUACAUGUUUGCGGACAGACAUGGCUGACAUCACCAAGUCUUACCUGAAUGCACAUGGCUCCUUCUGGGUGGCUGAGUCUGGAAACCAGGUGGUGGGCAUAGUGGCUGCUCUGCCAGUCAAGGAUCCUCCAUCAGGGAGGAAGCAGCUGCAGCUCUUUCGCCUGUCUGUGUCCUCACAGCAUCGAGGACAGGGGAUAGCGAAAGCACUGGUCAGAACUGUCCUCCAGUUUGCACGGGACCAGGGCUACACUGAUGUUGUCCUUGAGACCAGUACCUUGCAACAAGGUGCUAUGACCCUCUACCUGGGCAUGGGCUUCCAGAAGACAGGCCAACGCUUCCUGACUAUGUUCUGGAGGUUAGUGGGUAUUCGGACAAUUCAAUUAAAGUAUCCCUUCCCUUCUGCCUAGGAAAGGGGGCUGUGACCUUGAGUUCCUGUGGAGCAAGCAUGCUUCUCUAAACUCUGCUACAGGAACCAGUGAACCCUGUCAUGUCAGUGUGAUUAACAAUAAAAGCUUGUUGCUGCACACCAGCUUCUAAUGCAUGUGAUGGCUGACAGGGGGUGUGGGGGCUCUGCUGCAUUCGAGGUGUCUGGGGUGCCUGUGUUUCAUAUACCUAGCCCGAUAUUACUGUUGUAUUAGAAACCGUGCAAAAUACUAAUGUAUGUAUUUCACUUUUGAGUGUGGACCAGAAGUUUCUGUAAGGCUGGAGUUCACCUACCGCCAGGACACCUAGUUGGUUGAAUGUAAACAUGGGAAGUGAACAUGAAGGUUUCUCUCUCUCUCUCUGUUCCUACAUUUCAGGAAGCCAUGAGCUUUGGCCUCUGGUCAUUGUCCUUCUCAGACUCAGUGAAUGACACCUUUGUUUUAAUUCUUUGCCAGGUUCACACAUGGAUACACUGAGUUUCUUAUUCUACUGUCUUCACUCACACAGGCAUCACUACAGCCGAGCCCAGCCCACAAACAAGCCAGGAGCUCCCCAGGACUGGAUACUGAUGCAAGUAUCAGAAGGGUGUUUGGGGAAAAGAUCAGCAUCCCAGGGUCUUGAGGUGUUUUAGCUCAUGUUUACAUCCUCAGAGUAGAGAUUUUCAUUAGAAAGAUGUGCAGAGUUAUACAAAAUACUAAGAAAGCUCAUUUACCCCCAGGCUUCAAUAAAAGUACAUUUCUAACUAUCGCCUGUGUUUAGAACCCAAGAACCCUGUUAUCCUGGUAGAGAAGAUCUCUGACUCCUCAGAAGUAGAAUAUGGGUGUGCAUAUAGUCACUAUAGUCUCCUUAUUUGGAAGUUAGAAAAAAAGUGCCUUUAUCACUUUCUCUUACAGCAGCGCACUCUGCAGUAAACUUGCUAUGUAGCUAUUUCCUAAGAAAUGAAACGCUACCCCUUUCAUUUUAUUUCCUAGGAAAUAGCUACUUUCUGAAAGCUCAUGAGACUUGUAAGUAAGACAGGUUCAAGAGGUGAGACAACUUAACAAGAUCAGGAAGCACCUGAAACUUAAAGGAUUCACUGAGGCCCACCCCAAGGUUCUAUUAGCAGCUACUGCUGGAGAGAAGAGACUUACCUUCAGAGCUGCUUGGAAGUGGUGCAGGGCUCCAGAAUGAAUGGAUGUUUUGUAAGUCAUGCCUGUGCCUUUCCAGUGAUGAAGCUGCCUUUGAGUCAUCCAUGCUCCUGUAAGUAACUCCUUGUUCUCAUUCUUAUACACAGCUCAAUAAACUCACUAAUUCAACUAA
Messenger RNA from Rattus norvegicus (Norway rat), 2152 nucleotides. It is a transcript of the gene Nat8f1, whose product is annotated as N-acetyltransferase 8 (GCN5-related) family member 1. NCBI's taxonomy places the organism in Eukaryota, Metazoa, Chordata, Mammalia, Rodentia, Muridae. The coding region runs from base 142 to 837 and encodes 231 amino acids. The record is from RefSeq and is marked validated. Gene Ontology annotation, cellular component: membrane. Gene Ontology annotation, molecular function: acyltransferase activity, transferring groups other than amino-acyl groups; N-acetyltransferase activity. The transcript has 2 exons.